UAUUUUUUUUGUGGGGGGACUUUAGAAUUCAUUCGGUAUGAAAGAGUUCGCCGAUGAAUAUUCCAGCGACAACCUAUCCGAGCUAAGCUGUUUCUUUCUAACAAAUUAAAACAGCUACCCAUAUUUCUUCAUUAAAAGAAAAAAAAAUCCUAGCUUUACAAAAAAGGCUAGCUAGCGAAUAGCUGCACAGAGAGAACAAACAAUGGCGAUUAUAGGGAAGGAGAUGGUGAUGAAUAUAAUGAAGCAAGUGGGAGAGAAGAACUGCAUACCAGUUUCCAAAUUCUUGAUGGGCAUGCCCAAUCGGAGCAUGUACUCUGCUAACCACAUCCACUUCGCUAAUCCUUAUGGGGGCAGUUUGGUCUCGUUGAGGACGUGGCAUUCCCUGAAUGGACGGCUUAGAUCCCGGGUAAAUAUUGAGGACGUUGACUCUCACGCGCCAAAUGUUUAUUAUGUAAAAGUGGAUCCAUGGCGUAAGAUUCCAGCGACGGCUUAUUUCUCUCCGAGUUGUGUACGAGUUGACCCAGUGGCCGCCAUGGAUUUGAGCCCUACGAAGCUCGAUUACUACCACGACAUGUGGAAGCUCAAGUCCAAUGCCACGAUCCUCUCCUACUUUAAAGGCGAUGAUGGCCGACACGCCCUGAUAUUGGACCGUACGGUGUUCCAUCCCCAGGGUGGUGGUCAGCCUGCGGAUACAGGGUUCAUCACCCUUGCUGAUUCGGACUUCAAGUUCGUUGUUGAAGAUGUACGGUCAAAGGACGGCGUUGUUUUCCAUUAUGGUUUUAUUGAAAAUUCUAGUGGGGAUUCAGAAUCUAAGUUUGAGAAAGGGAAAGAAGUUCUCUUGGAUGUUGAUGAGCCAAGGCGCAAGCUAAAUGCAAGGCUACACUCAGCUGGGCAUUUACUUGAUACAUGUAUGCAAAAUGUUGGACUUGGUGAUUUAGUGCCAACUAAAGGCUAUCAUUUUGCUGAUGGGCCAUUUGUUGAAUAUAAAGGCAAAGUUGAUCCAAAGGAAUUAGAAAGUAAGCAGAAGGAAUUAGAGUUGGAAGCUAAUACAUCGAUAUCGAAGGGAGGGAAAGUUAUUGCUGCUGUAUUAUCAUAUGAAGAAGCAGCUGAAAUGUGUGGUGGGAGUCUUCCUGAUUACAUUCCAAAAGAUAGCACUCCUCGAAUUAUUAAGUUAGGAGAAACUCCUGGUUGCCCGUGUGGUGGUACCCAUGUUUCUGAUAUUUCUGAGAUCAAGAGUGUGACAGUAGGUUACCAACCAGAUUGUGGAAAAGCCAUUGUUGGUCGAAGAAAAAGCCGUUUGACUGUCAAAGAAUGUAAACUUAAGAAUGUAUUGCCUCUGUUUCUGAUUCUCAUUCUCAGAUGUGGCUGUAGCUGUUCAUCUCACGCACUCAGUAUAAUCAUAGCCAAGGACAUCACAAUCACUGUGAUUUGGGUUAAAUCAGAAAGAUGACAAAAAUGGGUGUGAGAAUUCAAACGGAGGAUGAAAAGUAAAGGUUGAGCUGCAAGUUGCGUGGAUGCUAGCGUCUGGGAUUUAAUGUGGUCCACAAAUACACUUUGAUGGGUGAAAAGAAGAUUUAUUUUUUUUGAACACCCACUUGUUUUAAGCAUAUUGCUCCAUGUCCCCACAAAAUCAUUGAUCAAUAGAAGAACCCAAAAAAUACGAAGGAUAGGAAGAUGGGAAUUUUCUAUGUUC
Ziziphus jujuba (common jujube) is the source of this 1693-nucleotide messenger RNA. RefSeq lists its product as uncharacterized. Lineage: Eukaryota; Viridiplantae; Streptophyta; Magnoliopsida; Rosales; Rhamnaceae. Gene Ontology annotation, biological process: regulation of translational fidelity; alanyl-tRNA aminoacylation. Gene Ontology annotation, molecular function: nucleic acid binding; alanine-tRNA ligase activity; ATP binding. Bases 203 to 1450 code for a protein of 415 amino acids. The transcript has 10 exons. The record is from RefSeq and is a predicted model, not a curated record.